This is a messenger RNA of Punica granatum (pomegranate), 1122 nucleotides long. The record is from RefSeq and is a predicted model, not a curated record. NCBI's taxonomy places the organism in Eukaryota, Viridiplantae, Streptophyta, Magnoliopsida, Myrtales, Lythraceae.
AAGUUUUCCCAACUUUCAUCAUACAACACACAUUUUCAUAAGUGCAUUUAAAAUCUUUCUCAUCCCUCAUUUCCUUUGAUCUCUCCCAAACUUUCCUAUCAAAACCCCCCCAAGAAACAUGAGAAGCUUGAGUUUCGUGGUUGGAGUAAUAGGCAACAUCAUUUCGGUGCUGAUGUUUCUCUCCCCAGUGCCAACCUUUUGGAGAAUAGUGAAGCAAAGGUCGACGGAGGACUUCUCCAGCAUUCCUUACGUAUGCACAUUGCUCAACUCUUCACUAUGGACUUACUAUGGCAUCAUUAAGCCCGGGAGCUACCUCGUCUCGACCGUCAACGGUUUCGGCAUCAUCGCAGAGAUCAUCUACAUUGCUAUCUUCCUCAUAUUUGCUCCCCUCAAGAUUAAGCUCAAAACAGCAGCUCUAGUGGGGACAUUAGAUGUGGGCUUCCUGGGAGUUGCCAUGGCAGUCACGUUCUGGAUAAUGCACGGAGACGCCCGGAUCGACGUGGUCGGGUUCUUGGCUUCUGGCCUAAACAUCAUCAUGUACGGUUCUCCUCUAUCAGCAAUGAAAACGGUGGUGACGACUAAGAGCGUAGAGUACAUGCCGUUCUUCCUCUCGUUCUUCUUCUUCUUGAACGGCGGAGUUUGGACCUUAUACGCUACACUCGUUCGUGAUUUAUUCCUUGGGGUACCAAACGGGAUAGGAUUUCUACUCGGAGUAGCUCAGUUGGUGCUCUAUGCCAUAUACAGAAAAACUGACCAGCAAAACAAAAAUGACCCUACUACUUUGCUGGAAGAUGGCUGGGAGAACCAGAGACUCAUCGACUCGCCCUCGAAUAAUAUCGACAGCCAUCGCAGGGAACAAAAUGAUAAUUAACUUUUUUUGUGAAGCUCAAAUAUUUGCUUUGCCUAAAAUGCAUUAUAAUUCCAACAUAUAAAGUUACAUCGAGUCGAGAGGUCCAGGAUUAUCUCCAUUAUUUUGCCCGUAUGGUUCUUGGACAUAUAUUUUUUGGGAUGGUGUGUAUAUGUACCGAAAGAAGCAAAUUGAUUUCUUUGUAGAGAGAGGAGUUUCAACGAGUAGUGAAAUACCCUUAAUAUGAAGGUAAGAGGUUUUCAAUUCGAUUUUCA